AUGACCACCUCCAGUAGGACGAAUUCUGCUACAUCCAGGGUAAACUCCUUGGUCAAAAUAUUUGAUCCGAGUGCUUUACAAAGCCAGGGGCUUGCUAAUGAAGUGGAAACCACCCAAAUUCCUCUUGCUGCAAGCAAACAUGUCAGCUCCUCUGAAAGUUUUAACACGUUGGAUGUGAAGUUUGCCUCCCUCGGUCAGAAAAUAGAUAAGUUGUUGACUGUGCAGGACAAUGUCCUUCAGACGCUAAACAGUGUUUCCCAGGAAAUGUGUUGCAUUGAAAAAGACAUUGAGAUGUUAAAGGCAAAAGCAGCUGAACCUGGACCCACCACAGAAACAAGUGAAAAGCUAAAUAACUCUGAAAUGAAGGGGCUGUGCAUAGAAAUGACCAAUACCCUUUCUGACAUGAACAAGAGUGCAGAGCAGCAAGCUAAAAGAUUAGAUGGAAUGGAACAAAUAGUGCUGGGGUUACAGGAGCUUAUAGGGUUUGUGGCUGAGAAGUUUAAAACUUGUAAAAUCACGGAUUUAAUUCUCAAAAACAAAGCUCCUCCUAAGCUUGUCAAGGUUGGCAGUUACUUCAAGAAAUAUAAGGUUGGAAACAAUUCCAGAAUGAAGACUUUCUCAGACAAAAGGGAUACGGGCACGUCCAGCAACAGAAACGAAAAGGCCAUCAGGGAUCAGAAAGAAAAGGAGAAGUCAUGUUUAAGUGCGAAGGGAACAAAGUUUAUAAAAAAGAAGAAACCACCCGAUUCCACAGAGGGAGCCAACCAAGAAAACCAGUCCUGCACUCACAAAGAAACGGUCCAUAUGCUCAAUAAGGAAAAUACUGAAAAGGCAAGUGCUUUUUUGGUUCAAAGAAGUUCUCCCAAAUCUCAAGGGCCAAAGAACAAGGGAGAGGAUUUAGCUUUGAAAAGUCAGAAGGAACACACAAAGAGCUAUGUUCAAACAUCCUUCAGUACAAGAAAGAGCCAAGGAGCAGAGGUUGCUGUGGAUGACAUUAACCAAAGGAUAACAGGGCAAGAUGAAGAGAAGGAAAGUGAAUCCCUGGAAGGUGUGAAGAGGGCUGGUGGACAGCAAGUGCCUGAAGAAGAAAGGCAAGAGGAGGAAGAAGAAGAGGAUGAUGCUGGUCACUGUGAAGAAGAGGAGGAAGAAUCAGCAACUGCAUCCCAAAAUGAACACAAGGCAGAGGAUGAUGAGGGUCCAGCAGAAAGCCAGGGACAAGAUGCACGGCUUCAAAGGUGUAAAGGCAGUGAAAAAGGCACAGGAAGCAAACCAUCAGGGACGUUCUCCCAGAACCCUGAGCAGACCUGCCAGCUUGAGCAUAGAGGCAGCAGUAAGCGUCGAGUGAAUGAUGAAGGUCUAAUCAAAGCUGACAACAAAAAGAGCAGGGUAGACGCAGAGAGUGCUGGUGACAAAUGUAAACGUAAAGAGGCCAUUAAAGCAAAUACUCCACAAGACAAACCAAAGGCAGCUGAUUCCACUGGUACAGAGAGUGAUAAUCAAGCAGAGGCAUCUAUAGAAGAUUUGGUGACUGUAAUUGGUGAUGGUCCUGCUCCUCCAGCGCCGUUUGAUCACCGGAUUGUCUCAGCAAAAAAGGCAGUGGUCAACAGUUAUUAUGAAGUCAACCGGAACGAAGUUCUGGGAGGAGGGCGAUUUGGUCAGGUGCACAAAUGUGAAGAAAAAGCAACAGGUCUCAAGUUAGCAGCAAAAAUUAUAAAAGCCAGAGGUGCUAAAGAAAAGGAAGAAGUAAAGAAUGAAAUCAAUGUCAUGAACCAGUUGAACCACACAAACCUUAUCCAGCUGUAUGAUGCCUUUGAAUCCAAAAAUGACAUUGUUCUGGUCAUGGAAUAUGUGGAUGGAGGAGAAUUAUUUGACCGAAUUAUUGAUGAUAACUACAGUUUGACAGAGAUGGAUACCAUCUUGUUCACAAAACAGAUCUGUCAAGGGAUUCAAUACAUGCAUCAGAUGUACAUUCUUCAUUUAGACCUGAAGCCCGAGAAUAUCCUGUGUGUGAAUCGAGCUGCUUAUCAAAUAAAAAUUAUUGAUUUUGGAUUGGCAAGAAGAUAUAAACCCAGAGAAAAACUUAAAGUGAACUUUGGCACUCCGGAAUUCCUCGCUCCUGAAGUUGUGAACUAUGACUUUGUCUCCUUUCCCACGGACAUGUGGAGUGUAGGAGUCAUUGCCUACAUGCUGCUCAGUGGAUUGUCUCCUUUUCUGGGUGACGAUGACAAUGAGACUCUCAACAAUAUCCUGGCUUGUAGCUGGGAUUUCGAAAAUGAGGAAUUUCAAGAUGUUUCUGAAGAAGCCAAAGACUUCCUCUCAAAGCUUCUAAUCAAGGAAAAAAGCUGGAGAAUGAGUGCAACUUCAGCCUUAAAACAUCCUUGGUUAUCAGACCAUAAACUCCAUUGCGGACUACACAAGCAGAGGAAGUCUAAGUGCCACUCAGAGUCUCAAGCACCCGUGGCUCAAUGACCUUUCCAAGAAAGCUGCCAAAUGGAAGAAAAGCUGCUGUGUUGUUACUGCUGGUAAGAGAUUUGGAGAUAUCAGCAGUUCUGGUGCUUUGACCUUGUGAUGACUUGAGGCUUUUACUAAGUGGACCAACACCACUUUAGCUGCAGGAAAAGUCCCAGCAUUACUGAGCUACUUUUUCUUGCUUCAGCUUUCAAAAGAGGAAAACAACUACAGUUCACAGAAAGGUGUCUCUGCCAGAACACCAUGUAAUUCGUGUCUGAGAUUGCUAUGCUAGUUUGAGUUCAGAAUAUUAUCUGUCUUGUCUUUGUUUUCUUGAUUUAGCUAGUGAGAGAUCUUUGGGGUUUAAAUAGCAUUGACUCUUUCUCAUCUCAGCCCAGCAAGCAGACGAUCUCUGCAUUACAACGGUAAUUGGAGUUCUAUUUGAGAUUGAAACCUCAAAUUGCUUUUAAAAAACAGCUGGCUGCACAUUUAAAACUGAUUAUUCUCUGACAGUGGAGCCAACAAGGACUAACCCCACUAAAGUUAAAGAAGCUAUGCCAAUGUAUUAACAUUCUCAUAGACAAGCUGUCAGUGUACGUAGGAUGCCUUUAGACUAGAAUAUGCUGCAUACAGGACUGCCUUUGGUGUUUCCUAGCAUAUCACAUUGGUACUGUUUUAAAUUCAGUUGGGUUAAUAACAUACAAGAGGAUAUUUUGUUAUUAGGACACCCAGAUUCUCAUCUCUAGUGUAAAUGGGGGGAGGGAUAGCUCAGUGGUUUGAGCAUUGGCCUGCUAAACCCAGGGUUGUGAGUUCAAUUCUUGAGGGGGCUGUUUAGGGAUCUGGGGCAAAAAUCUGUUUGGGGAUUGGUCCUGCUUUGAGCAGGGGGUUGGACUAGAUGACCUCCUGAGGUCCCUUCCAACCCUGAUAUUCUAUCUAUUCUAUGCAGAAUUAAGCCCUGACUUGAGUAGAGAACAACUUCAAAUCAGUUACUUUGGAUUUAUGCCAAUAAAUGGCUAACUCCAUUGACAACGAUGGAAUUACACUGAUGCAAAACUAGUUUGUGAGAGGAGUAUCAACCCCCUAAUCCUCACAACCCAGAGUGUCCUGUUUGCUUCUAGGAAAUGGCUUAUUUAAAAGCUCUAAAAAAAAAAUCAAAAUAUUUUCUAUUGCUUCUCCGGAUUCCAAGCUGUUUUGAUACAUGGCUAGAAGAGGGGACUGGGAGUCAGGCUACCUGUACUCUAUUCCCAACACUGUGUGACCAUGGCUAGUCACCUAAACAGCCUGAAUCUCAGUUGUCCCAUCUGUAAAAUGGAGAUAAUGAUUUAUUUUUGCAUAGUGCUUUUUGUAUUAAAGACUAGAUAAAUCCAAAGUAUCAUUAUUAUUUUACUUUACUAUG
Molecule: messenger RNA, 3844 nt
Organism: Malaclemys terrapin pileata
Lineage: Eukaryota; Metazoa; Chordata; Testudines; Emydidae
Gene: MYLK4
Product: myosin light chain kinase family member 4
Exons: 14
Coding region: 1-2469 (822 amino acids)
Biological process (GO): positive regulation of apoptotic process; protein phosphorylation; intracellular signal transduction
Cellular component (GO): cytoplasm; nucleus
Molecular function (GO): protein serine/threonine kinase activity; ATP binding
Source: RefSeq, a predicted model, not a curated record